Molecule: messenger RNA, 2792 nt
Organism: Sardina pilchardus (European sardine)
Lineage: Eukaryota; Metazoa; Chordata; Actinopteri; Clupeiformes; Clupeidae
Gene: plekha8
Product: pleckstrin homology domain containing, family A (phosphoinositide binding specific) member 8
Exons: 13
Coding region: 263-1888 (541 amino acids)
Biological process (GO): intermembrane lipid transfer; ER to Golgi ceramide transport
Cellular component (GO): cytoplasm
Molecular function (GO): lipid transfer activity
Source: RefSeq, a predicted model, not a curated record
UUCAAGGCGUUGGUGUGAAUGGAGAAGCGAAGGAUUUGAGUUGCGAAUUCCAAGUGCUGUCACAGACUACGGGAUGGCUUACGUUUGAUCACAUGGAACGGAAUUCACGUACAUUUUACGCAUUUCCAGCCAGUUGUUCACAUGGCAUAAGCUUGGUAACUACUACGGUCGGCGAAUCUACGUUGGAAUUACAGUGAGCUCCUCAAAAGUCAUUUCAUGCCGAUGUAGGCUACUAUGUGACCAACUACGAAAUCAAGAAAAUAUGGAGGGAGUACUUUAUAAGUGGACGAACUACAUCAGUGGAUGGCAGCCGCGCUGGUUUGUGCUGGAGGGGGGCACGCUCUCCUACUACGACUCCCAGGAGGAGGCCUGGAAGGGCUGCAAGGGCAGCAUCAAGAUCUCCGUCUGUGAGAUCCAAGUGCACCCGUCGGACUUCACGCGUGUGGACCUGACCAUCCCAGGGGAGCAGUACUUCUACCUGCGUGCCAUCAACGCGGCCGAGAGACAGCAGUGGCUCAGAGCCCUGGGCACGGCCAAGGCCUGCCUUACUGACCACCGCACCAGGAGAGAGAAGGAGCUUCAGGAGAACACAGAGGCGCUGAAGACCAAGAUGUCGGAGCUGCGCCUGUACUGUGACCUCCUGCUCCAGCAGGUCAACAAGAUCAAAGACAGAGAAGAUGUGGAACUGCCCCUACCCACAGAGGUGGGGGGGGACAUGGGUGGUCUGGUCAAGUCCACCUGCAGCACGUUUCUGCGGACGCUGGAGGAGUGCAUGCAGAUCGCCAGCCGAACUUUCACCCCUGACCUCUUGACCCUCAGCCCCCCAGGGUCACCUCCCGUCGCCGCCGUCAAGCCACAGAAGGUGAAGCCCAUCAAUCAGACCAGUCCACACCUUGCUCACAGGAAGCGUGAGGCGAGCAGUUCUUCUCAGUCGGAGCUGCCUGAGGCCGUGUUACCUGAAGCUGACCCGUCACCUGACCUCCCACACACACACAUCACCGCACCAGAGGACGCACACACACACGCCUCAGAGGAACUGAAGUCCCCAGACGUCCCCCCGGCCGCCCCUCAGAGUUCCGACGCUGUGGUGGAGGAGGAGGAGGAGCAUGACUCUGGCCACACCCACACGCAUGAAGAGGGAGGGGCCAACAAGGGCUCCACUGAGCAACCUCCAAUGGAGGAGAAGGAGGCGGGACAGGAAGCGGGCAACAACCAAUCAGGGGAGGAGGAAGAGGAGGAGGAGGAAGGGGUGGAGACGUUCUUCAGCACCAUGAGCCACAGAUUUAGUGAUAUUCCCCUGGAGGAGGACUGUGGGAUCCCCACUCAGGCUUUCCUGGACUCUUGCUAUGCUAUAGUGCCUGUGUUAGAUAAGCUGGGGCCCACUGUGUUUGCGCCGGUUAAGAUGGACUUUGUGGGGAACAUUAAGAAGAUCCAGCAGAAGCUGCAUGGGGACCCGGGUGGUUGCGGGACGCUGCAGGCGAUGGUGUUGCAGGAGGUGGGGGCGGAGCUAAGCGCGGUGCGUAACUCGGCAACAGAGGCGCUGCUGUGGCUCCGACGCGGCCUGCGCUUCCUGUGGGACUUCCUGUCCGAGGUGCACGCCGGCCAGCGCGACAUCCACGGGGCGCUCAAUAACGCGUACGGACGAACUCUGAGGCAAUACCACGGCUGGGUCAUCAGAGGAGUGUUUGCAUUGGCGCUGCGUGCGGCGCCCUCCUAUGGCGCGUUUGCGUCGGCGCUGGUGCUGCGUGAGGGUGACGAGCUGAAGGAGGAGUUCAGCGUGUGUGUGAGCCGAGACCUCGCCAUCUACCUGCCCGCCAUGCAGCGCCAGCUCGACAUCCUCGACGCCCUCUACCUGCAGCACAGCCUCGAGUCGGACGAGGUGGUCUGACCCCCCCCGCGUGUGUGUGUGUGUGUGUGUGUGUGUGUGUCGACGCCCUCUACCUGCAGCACAGCCUCGAGUCCAACGAGGUGGUCUGCGUGCGCGUGUGUGUGUGUGCGUGCCUGUGUGUGCGUCAUGUGCUGUAUGCUAUAUAGCAACAGUUGGACAUUAUCGGUGUCCCCAACGACCAACAGAGACCAACACACAGAAACACAGACCAACACAGAAACACACCAACACAGACACACACAAACACAGACACACACCAACACAGACACACACAAACAGAGCAACACACACAAACACUGACCAACACAGACACACACCAACACAGACACACACAAACAGAGCAACACACACCAACACAGACACACACCAACACAGACACACACCAACAGAGCAACACACACCAACAGAGCCUCGAGUCCGACGAGGUUGUGUGAGCGACCCACACGGGACCAUCUUGUGUGUGCGCGUGCGUGCGUGCGUGCGUGCGUGCGUGCGUGUGAUGGCAGGCUGCUGGCAGUUUGCCCACCGCUGCACCAGACGCCAGCAAUCUCAUCUCGCCGUGCAGAUUCACUGGCACAUGAAGGAACACAAGUGUGUGUGUGUAUUUGUGUGUGUGUGUGUGUGUGUGUGUGUGUGUGUGUGUGUGUGUGUGUGUGUGUGUGUGUGUGUGUGUGUGUGUGUGUGUGUGUGUGUGUGUGUGUGUGUGUGUGUGUGUGUGUGUGUGUGUGUGCGCACGCUCCAAACCAGCCUGCAGGCUACGCCUUGCCUACUACUACUAGGGCUGCUCAAAAGUGUUACUGUUCACCACAUUCUGUCUUAAUCUCUACACACACACACACACACACACACACACACACACAGCACAUUCUCCUGUAUCCUGAGUUUACUGCAGUCCCCCCCCCCC